Molecule: messenger RNA, 1569 nt
Organism: Chenopodium quinoa (quinoa)
Lineage: Eukaryota; Viridiplantae; Streptophyta; Magnoliopsida; Caryophyllales; Amaranthaceae
Product: OTU domain-containing protein At3g57810-like
Exons: 6
Coding region: 319-1356 (345 amino acids)
Biological process (GO): protein deubiquitination; endoplasmic reticulum unfolded protein response
Cellular component (GO): cytosol; nucleus
Molecular function (GO): cysteine-type deubiquitinase activity
Source: RefSeq, a predicted model, not a curated record
GGUCUAUUCCACCCUUUAGUAAAGGCGGUGAAUAGUUAAGGUGGGUUGAAUACUUGAAUUGAAUGGUGUGUUUGAUAACAUCAAAAAACCAUCCAAACCUCUAGCACCUUCUCCAAUAAUCACCUUCAUUCGCGCGACACAUUCAACAAUCAAUUACUUGUUCAGCAAUCCGCCAUUGAUGACCUCAUCAAGCUACCUCUGAAAUCUUUUCUUUCUGCAAAGAUACCCAGGUGGCAUUCAUUAUGCGGUGUUUCUGGUGUUAAGUACUUAAAGUUGCUCUGGAUUAGUUAACUUGAGGAGUGUUUGCAAGGCCUUAGAAUGAUGGUAGUUUGCGCUCCUAUCAAGACUUGCACCAAAAAUGUGCUUCCUAUUAGUGGGUGUUUUCAAAAGCAGAUGAGAGGCCAUGUUCAUAAUAUGGGAUCCCCCACUGCAUCUAGUUCAUGCUGUCUCAUUUUGAAACAAGAAAUCUCUAGAAUAAGGUAUUCUCGAAUAUUUGUCUCCAGACAGUCAUUAUGGUUUUCCAAUUGUAGCUUCCGUGCAUUUCAAUGGAUUCAGUGCAAAUCUGGUGUAUCCAGUAAGAAGGGAUCAUGUCCUUUAUUAACGGCUAAAAGUUCAGCAAAUGCUAGAAAUUCUCAAGAGACAUCAAUUGGUUUCUCAUCUUGGCCUCAAGAUGCUAGUGUAAACAUUUUUGUGCCAAGAAGAAGACUGCUGUCUGAUUUUAAAUUAAAAGUUGGACCAUUUUCUUGGUCAAAGGGAUAUGGUGGUGUCGGUUUGAUUUCUGGAUUACUAUUUUGUUAUUCCGCUUCAAAUCCAGUGCAUGCUGAAGCUUCAGAGGAUGCAGGAGACAAAAAGGAAUGCACAAAUCCAUCAACUGACCAUGUUUCCCAUGGAAAGAAAGUGUACACCGAUUUUUCUGUCAUAGGAAUACCUGGAGAUGGAAGAUGUUUAUUUCGUUCUGUUGCUCAUGGGGCUUGUUUAAGGCGUGGCAAACCUGCUCCAAAUGAAGGCCUUCAGAAACAAUUAGCUGACGAGUUGCGGACUAUGGUUGCAGAUGAAUUUAUUAGAAGGCGACAAGAAACUGAGUGGUUUAUUGAAGGUGACUUUGACACUUAUGUUUCACAAAUAAGGAAGCCACAUGUAUGGGGAGGUGAACCUGAGUUGCUUAUGCUCUCCCAUGUGUUAAGGAUGCCAAUUACAGUUUAUAUGCGUGAUGACAAAUAUAACGGACUGAUACCCAUUGCUGAGUAUGGCCAGGAAUAUGGCAAAGACAACCCGAUACAAGUUUUAUAUCAUGGUUAUGGUCAUUAUGAUGCAUUACUAAUGCCUGGAAAGAACGGUACCAAAUCUAGGUUGUAGCUUCUUUUCUAUCGACGACUACUAAAGCUGCCAAUUGCAACCACAGGCAAGAUGGAAUUAUUUGUCUGUCUGUCGUGGAGCCAUUUAGAUUUACAAAAGAUUUCCUGUAUUGAAUAGCUGGUGAUGUAGCAUAUGGAGCUUAAGAUGGUUAGUUACAAUCUCCAAGCACUGUUCACUGGUGAGAUAUAUUCAUAUAUUCUUCCUUUAUUUCAA